Dalotia coriaria is the source of this 1432-nucleotide messenger RNA. It is a transcript of the gene Arr2, whose product is annotated as arrestin 2. Bases 66 to 1268 code for a protein of 400 amino acids. Gene Ontology annotation, cellular component: cytoplasm. The transcript has a single exon. The record is from RefSeq and is a predicted model, not a curated record. Gene Ontology annotation, molecular function: G protein-coupled receptor binding. Lineage: Eukaryota; Metazoa; Arthropoda; Insecta; Coleoptera; Staphylinidae. Gene Ontology annotation, biological process: G protein-coupled receptor internalization; signal transduction.
CGAGGUGGUUACAAUAUUUGUAUCUGCCUUUGUCACCUCGCAAGUGAACAAGAACCGGAUUACCCAUGGUCGUUGCUGUUAAAGUAUUCAAAAAAUCAACACCGAAUGGCAAGCUCACCGUUUAUUUGGGCAAGCGCGACUUUAUAGACCACUUGGACCAUGUGGACCCAAUCGAUGGCGUUGUCGUUGUCGAGAAUGACUACCUACGUGGACGGCGUGUCUUCGGCCAGGUCAUUACCACAUACAGGUAUGGCCGGGAAGAGGACGAGGUCAUGGGCGUCAAAUUCAGUAAGGAAAUGGUAAUCGCCACCGGAGAGGUCGUUCCUGGUAACCGAAGUGAAAAACGUGACUUGACACCGAUUCAGGACAAACUCAUCAAGAAGAUGGGUCCAAGUGCCUAUCCUUUCACCUACAAAUUCCCCGAGAUGUCACCGUGCUCGGUCACCCUGCAAACUGGAGAAGACGACAACGGAAAACCACUGGGCGUGGAAUACUGCGUGAAGAUUUUUGUUGGUGAAAAUGACGACGAUCGCGGGCAUAAACGCAGCACGGUUGCUCUCGCAAUUAAAAAAUUGCAAUUCGCUGCAACCAAUCGUGGAAACCGUCUACCGAGCUCCCUGGUUUCGAAAGGAUUCACUUUCUCAAACGGCAAGAUCAACUUGGAAGUCACCCUUGACAAAGAAAUCUACUACCACGGAGAGAAAAUUGGUGCAAAUGUUACCAUCAGCAAUAACUCAAGGAAGUCUGUUAAAAAUAUGAAGAUCUAUGUUGUGCAGCAUUGCGAGGUCACUAUGGUUAACGCCCAGUUUUCCAAGUAUGUGGCAAGUGUUGAAACACGCGAAGGAUGCCCUAUCACACCCGGAGCUUCAUUCACCAAGUGCGUGUAUUUGGUCCCAUUGGCAUCGAGCAACAAGGAUCGCCGUGGCAUCGCACUGGAUGGUCAUUUGAAGGAUGACGAUGUUAAUCUGGCUAGCUCGACGCUAGUACCGGAAGGCAAAUGCCCCGCCGAAGCAAUUGGUAUUGUCAUUUCGUAUUCAGUUCGUGUCAAAUUGAACUGCGGCACGCUAGGCGGCGAGUUAUGCACCGACGUGCCACUCAAACUGUUGCACCCAAUGCCAGGCGCGGUCGAAAAGGAGAAGUCGCAUCAGCUGAAGAAGAUGAAGUCGGUGGAGCGCUCCAAGUACGAGAACAGCUGUUAUGCCAACGAUGACGACGACAACAUCGUUUUCGAAGACUUUGCUCGACUCCGACUUAACGAACCAGAAUAAAUCAAACGAAUUGCAAACGCAUCGAAUUAUGCAAUAUACAUGUACGACAAUGUAGUCAAACUAGUAGAGAAUAUUUUCAUAUAAGUUAUAUUUAUUAUAUGAUUAUAUGUAGUCAAUCUAUUAAUGUAGCCAAUGCAAUUUAGAAUAAAUCAAAUAAAUUCCAA